AGAUACAUCUAAAAUGACUCUUUGCACACAAUUGAGUACAUCAGCGCCACGUCCUCAAAGACGUCCAGGGCGACCCCCUGGUGGUAAAAAAAUUAUGGCUCCCGGAAAACUAAGGUCCACUUAUAGAAGAAGCCUGGAUCCUUGUGAUAACUCGAAUGAUAGUGGAUUAGGAUUUGAUCAUCACGCAGAUCCUCAUCACCACACGAUGACCAUGUCCGAACGUCUAGCCUGGACAGGGGAGAGAUCCGGAGCCAAAAGACUUUGUACGAACAUCAAAGUUGAGCAUGAAGAAGCCAACGGCAAUUAUUGUUUCCCAAAUGCUCCUAUGCAAUGCAAAGACAACAAUAAUAUAUCAUUAAUACGAACUGCUCCAUCUGGUUCAGUACCAGCACUGAAUAUAUCGAAUAGUUCGAGGGCUUCUUCAGGAAGAGCUGUGCCUCGAUGUACUCCAAUUAUAGGCAGGCAAGCGCCUACAGCACCUAUAUCCCUUGUUACACAGUUAACUUCUACGUCACGUUACGGUGAUGUGGCGUUAACAAUUAUAAAACAGCCAGAGCAACAGCACAGAGCUCGAUAUCAAACAGAAGGAAGCAGAGGGGCCGUAAAAGAUAGAGAAGGAAAUGGAUUUCCCAUUGUUCAAUUGACUGGUUAUUAUAAACCAGCUGUUCUUCAAGUAUAUAUUGGUACUGAUGUUGGUAAAGUAUCCCCACACAUGUUUUAUCAGGCCUGUAAAGUAAGCGGUAAAAACUCUACACCAUGUGUAGAGAAAAAACUCGAUGGUACUUGCGUGAUUGAAUUGGCUCUGGAUCCUACUAAAGAUAUGUGUGCCACUUGUGAUUGUGUAGGAAUUUUAAAGGAAAGAAAUGUGGAUGUAGAGCAUCGAUUCCCUGAACAAUUAGGGAAUAGGAGUAAGAAAAAAUCAACAAGAUGCCGUAUGAUUUUCAGAACGACGAUUACGCACGACAAUGACAGUACUGAGACAUUACAAGUGUGUUCCCAGCCUAUAGUCUGCACUCAGCCUCCUGGCAUUCCAGAAAUAUGCAAAAAGUCCUUGACUUCGUGUCCGGCAGGUGGCGGCUUGGAACUGUUUGUUUUAGGUAAAAACUUUUUGAAAGACACUAAAGUGUACUUUCAGCAAUUUGAUGACGGCCGGGUUUGUUGGGAACAAGCCGUGGCACCGGACAAAGAAUAUUUACAACAGACACAUUUUGUGUGUGUUGUACCGCCGUACCACCGUCCGAACAUAACCGAACCGGUACCGGUCCGGUUAUGUGUUGUAUCGAGUGGUAAAACGAGCGAAUCGCACCAAUUUGUUUAUACGCCAAUAAAUGGGACUGCGAGUGUGCAUAUGGACGCUCACGCUCAACGCGCACCUUCUUUUAAAGGGGCCAUAUGGUCCUCUUCCACAAAUAAUAAUUCAACUUUCCACAAGCACCAACAAGAUUUGGACAUGAUGCCACCACCAGAAACCAAUUUGGUACCCUUAGCUACCAGACGUCCAUCGAUCAAUAUGCCUUCAACCAGUAACGAUGCUCAUUCGCCUCCAUUACACUCUUUGAAACAAGAAUACAUUGACGAAAACAGUCAGGGUUCCUUAUCGGACUCAAUGGACGUUAUGCAAGAGCGCUACAGACCCAUUUCUGAAAGCUCGUUGGACGUGAAUCACGAUUCCAACAUAUCUAUGAUUAACGAAAAUUCCAUGAUGAGCCACUUAAGUGAAAAUUCGAAUCUAAGCAUGAGUGAAGAAAGUAUGGAAAUGGUGCGUCGUAACUCACUAAACAUGUGCGAUAAUGCUGUUAUGAACGAACCAAAUGACCGAGCAAUGUUGCCAACUCAAGUAAUGGAUCUCAGAAUGAAGCUUCCAAUGAACGCUUCGAUCAACGAUUACGUUACAACAGCUUCUUCAUUAAGAAAAUUUGGAAUUGAGCAUAGCAGCGCUCCAUUAACUCCACAAAGCGCUCAAAGCGUAGCAAAUUAUUUGACUAAAAUCGAAACUAAACAAUUGUCGACAGCUCAAGCUAUGUCAAGUUUAAUUCCAUCACAAACGACUCAGUUCCUAACAUCACAGCAACCGUUUUUACCUGAAGCCACUGCCAUUAGCACUAUCGCUAAAUCUGAAGCAGCAGCGAUAGCAGAACAAGCAAUGAUGGCAAAUGGUACUACAACAACAGCCAACGCCAAUACAACUUUAACUACAGCUUUAGAGGGCAGCAUUUCUACACCGAUAAACGCGGAGAAACUUGAUGAAAUUUUAAAUUCCACUUUGGAAUCUCAUAUGAUGAGAAGUCAAGCCACAAAAACAACUAACGGCGCAAUUGUUACUACGCAAGAUGUUAUGAUGAGCAGUGAAUCCCCUUUGUUAGUACCUUCUGUUAAUGUUAUCAACAGCACUAAUUUAACCAAUGGACUUUUGGUAGCAACUCCUCAAGACACGCACUCAGCAGCCACACUUAGUCCUGAAGUUAUUUUAAAUUCGCAACUUUCUCCAAGUUUAAUGUGUCGAAAUUCUCCAUCGGUGCCACAAGAGAGUUUGAUUGGUGCCUCAACAUUGUCUGCUAUAUGUCAAAGUGGUACCACAAAUUCUACCGAUUCUAAUUUAUUGUCUGGUUCUAUGCCAACAGUUACGACGCAAGAAUCUGUUGCCUUAUUGAGUUCGGAGCCUGAAAAGGCUGUUUUAUUAGAAGCAGCGGUGGACUUUUUGAAGACGCAAAAAAAAAUUUGCGAAUUGACCACUACCGCUCAGGAUAUUAUUUCAAUACCGUCCACGGUUACAGUUACUGAUAGUACGGCAUUGGGUAUGGAAAAUACUAUGGCUUCAAGUUUUAUGCCUUUUGCUAGUAGCACUCAGUCCAGUGUAAUGAUGUCAAAAAGCAUCUCUGAUCAGAAGAGGGACUAUAUUCCGAUAGCUAUCAAAGAUAUUGCUACUACAACAGCAAACGACAGAAAAAACGAGGAUAGAAUGAUUCCUCAAUCGUUUACGUCGUUGACUGAAAACGAGCUGAUUAAUCUCAUCAAUCCAACAUGCUUUGAUCAAGGUAAUGCUUACCAUCAUUAG
This is a messenger RNA of Ceutorhynchus assimilis (cabbage seed weevil), 3055 nucleotides long. Lineage: Eukaryota; Metazoa; Arthropoda; Insecta; Coleoptera; Curculionidae. The record is from the annotation of a GenBank genome assembly.